Molecule: messenger RNA, 345 nt
Organism: Somion occarium
Lineage: Eukaryota; Fungi; Basidiomycota; Agaricomycetes; Polyporales; Cerrenaceae
Source: the annotation of a GenBank genome assembly
AUGACCUACUCCCCAAGGUGGAUCGUCGAGCGCAAGGACAAGGGCUAUCGGUUGAAGGCUCAUGAAGCCCCUACCGGCGUUGAAGGAGAUCGGGUUGUUGCAUUCCUCAUAGACCGGGCGACUGGGCCCGAGGAUUGGAUCAUUACUGCGCAGCCUCAACAUGGCAAGAACGUCUACAUAAUCGAGAGACAGGACCGCAGCUCGGGUUGGGUUGUGAAGGAGGAGGGUGAUGGCACGUUCGGCGAUCCUAUCCUGGCCAAGCCGUUGAUUGCAACGAAGAGUUUGCCUCCUCAGUAUCUUCCCACUGAGCUCUUCACAUUCGUUCGUAUCGACAGGGACCACUAG